Podospora anserina S mat+ is the source of this 5961-nucleotide messenger RNA. RefSeq lists its product as uncharacterized. Lineage: Eukaryota; Fungi; Ascomycota; Sordariomycetes; Sordariales; Podosporaceae. The coding region runs from base 1 to 5961 and encodes 1986 amino acids. The record is from RefSeq and is a predicted model, not a curated record. The transcript has 2 exons. Gene Ontology annotation, biological process: COPII vesicle coat assembly; autophagy; Golgi organization. Gene Ontology annotation, cellular component: endoplasmic reticulum exit site; ER to Golgi transport vesicle membrane.
AUGUCGUCCGAUGCGCCGACGGCAUCAUGGCAUCCCGCCAUGAUGCCCAAUUAUCUGGCUGCCGAACCACCUCCAAGUCUCCCAACAGAAGCUACUUCGAGUCCAACACCGAGUCCGCCGCCGCAAAAUCAACCCGAAGCCGCCAGAGAGACUCGGCAACUGAGCCAUGUUCAUGAAACUUCAGAAGACCACGACACGGGUGCUUGGUUUCCGGACUAUGGGACUUCAAAUGCCGAUUGGAUGAAGAAGACUACGGACGAUGCGCCAGCACCGGCACCGGCACCGGCACCCGCGCCAGUCGAGGAUUCAGUUGAACCUGCUCCUGAGAAGCCUGCUUCUGAGGAGAAGGCUGAAGAAACAGCGGCCGAAACUACCAAUGCCUCCAAGCACCUCAGCACCAUGUCCUUUACCCGAACCGUAUCCUCGGAGAUGAACUGGAACGACGACGAUGACCCCGAGUGGAGUAUCACCUCACCUGCGGCCCAGCACGACCCUUCCAAGUUCCUUCCAGAGACAGGAAGGACAAAUUCGUUCCCCAAUACCUCGCAUUUGGAGCAGCAGCCAACCCCAGAAUUGGAGCAGGCUCUCCCUGCCACUGAGGCCGAAGACUUGAUUAGAGAAAUCGAACAAGAAGAGGCCGCUGAAAAUGCGGCCGACGCAGGCUUUGACAACCAAUUUGGCGAACAGAAUGACCACCAGUAUAUUGGCGGUAACAUCACAGGGACUGCCGAGGAUGCUCAGGAGGCCAGGUUCGAUGAGGGACUUGCCUUGAUUCCUUCAGCUGAGCCAGCUGCGCCGCAGCCUGCGAAGAACGACGACGCCGGAGACGAUUUGUUCGGAGGGGAUGGGGAAAGCGAGGAGGACGACUUUUUCAGCAAUGUCAAAGGGGACGAGACCGAACACCAGGAUGCAUUCGAGCCACAACCCCUGGAACGCAAGUCUACAAUGGAUGUCUUGAACUCGUUGAAUGUUGGCUCAGCACAUAACGGUUUCGAACCAUUGAAGGAGACAGUCGAGGAAGAAGAGGCUGAGGAUGAGGUGCCACAACCACAAGAAACCCAGGAACUCAAGGUGGAGGAGACCCCGGCUGCUUCACAGGACGAGCCGAAGCCCGAAACCCAAGAGGAUCUUGAUGCCAAGUGGAAGGAGAUGUUUGGUGAUGAGGAAGAGGAAGAAUUCCUCCUCGAGUCCGAUACUGAGCCAAAAGAGGAGGUGGACGCAGCUGCAUUCUUGGGCAGCGAUGACGAGAGUCUGCUCGAUGACGAGACAGGCACGGAAGCGCCAGCAGCCCCAGGAUAUCAGCCAGCACCUACUGCGCCGGUUGCUACCAGCCAAUAUCUUCCCCAGCCGUCACCUGCAGCUGCUCCUGUAGUCAGCCCAUAUGUGCCGACUGGAACAUCUAGGACCCCAACCCAGGCGAAUCCAUAUUUCCCACCAGCCCCAACUAUUCCACCCGCUGCUGUACCUCCAUAUGGGGUACCUGCCUCUGCUCCCCCAGCCCAAAACUUUGGAUAUGGCGCCCCUCCACUCCCUGUACAGGAGAAGCCCAAAGCCCAAAGCUUUGUGGAUAAAGGCAAGGGCGGGUAUCAAUCACCAUAUGAUCUUCCAAUGGAGGUUGUGAAACCCAAGAAGCGCGCCAGCGCCUUGCCUCUUCAGAGAAACAGCUCGGCCCCCCUUGCCCCCGGACCGGUUGUCCCACCACCACCAAGAAGCGCAAGCUUAUACCAGAGUCAACCCAUGGCCUCUCCUCUGCCAUCGAGCGGUCUUGCUGGGCCCAGUCUGGCGCGCCCUGGCUCCAGCGGCUCGUCACAAGGUCAGGCUCCUGCAGCAGCAAAGAAGACUCCACAAGAGGCCUUCUUUGAGGAUCUUCCCAUCACAACGAAGCCUCGUCCUGCCUCCCGCAAUAAGGGCUUACCAUCUCCGUCUCAAACAAGUCCAUAUGGGCCUCCGGCACAAUCAGUGCCGCCCCACGCUGUUCCGCCUCCUGUGAAUCAUCAAAUGGCACCGCCUCCGGGACCUUUCAGCCCCCCCGGAUCUCAGUCGGAAUUCCCUUCUCUAGUGGCACCCCCCAAGGUCAAUCCUUAUGCUGCUUUGCCUUCCAGUGCUGGCCUGGCUCCCGCACCUGCGCCUGCAGCCUCGACUCGCUACUCUCCAGCCCCCCCUGGUGCUCCACAGCCGAAUGGCCAUGUCCCUCCUCCGGCCUUGAGCCGCUUCUCCCCCGCUCCUCCCUCUCGACAAGCCAGUGGUACCUACCCACCACACAGCGCGGCUUCGGCGCCUCCUAUAUUGCCUCACCAGCCCCGUACUUCAAGCCCGUUGGCUCAUUUCGAGAUUACCAAUGAGCGAUCUAGACCACACCAGCCGACUCAUCUCGCUGAGAACACUUUGGCAGAGAGACGUAGUGUCAGCUCCAUGCACGAUUCCAGGCUCCAAAGGGUAUCAUCUUUGCCCCCAACACGGGAGGUGGAGGAAGAAGACGGUCCAUCCGCAGCACAACAGUCCUCCCCUGGCCGUGCGAUGCCGUCUCUUCCAAUGUCUCCUCCAGAGUCGAAAUAUGCACCAUCAGCGUUUCAAGCAAGACAAACGCCGCCCCCUUCUUCUCACUCUGGCCAAGCCAUCUUGUCCCCUCCCAAGCGGGCAAUGUCUACCCACAGUCCGUUGGUCAUGUCUCCCGAAUUUGCUCCGCCACCUAGGUCACAGACACAGUCACCAGGAGCACUCUAUGGCAACAGGGUCACCAAACAGGCCGAGCCGCUUCCUCGACCAUCAUCGGUCCAGGAUCUUACGUCUCCUCACCUCACCGGAUAUGCCCCUCAAGUGCCAGCCCCAGCUGCCCCUGCCUCGACUUCCUCGCGCCCAAGAGGGUUCUCGCUCAACAUGAAUGUCAUUCCGCCUACGGAUGGGCGGGAGCAUGAUCCACUGCAGAGAUGGAGGGGCGCUCCUCUUCUUUCGUGGGGCGUUGGCGGUUCAAUGGUCACCAUGUUUCCCAAGGAGGUGCCGCGCUAUGGCAUGAACCAGAGUGUCCCGUCAGUUGUGCGUAGUCCUGGAGAAGUCAAGGUCAAGAACGCCAAGGACAUUGCCCCGUUAGAGGAGCGCCUAACCAAGUUCCCCGGUCCCCUCAAGGGCAAGUCCAAGAAGAAGGAGGCUAUCUCCUGGCUGAGUGCGGGCAUUGAAACUCUCGAGCGUGGUUUGCCCAACACUUUUGGGAUGCAAUCCCAUCUGGCUCAUGACGAUAAGCGGGCGUUUGAGCGGGUUCUCUUGUGGAAGAUUCUGCGAGUUUUCAUCGAGCAUGACGGUAUUCUCGAAGGCAACCCUGCCGUUGAGAAGGCCGUAAGAGACUUGCUAUCCCCCUCCCCUGCGACAGAAGCCGCGGUUCCGUACCUGAACGGGGGCGCUUCUCUUGGGCUUAGCGAUUCACCCGCAACCUCCAUGCGGACCGAUUCCGUCGACUCGGCCACUGUUGAGAGCAUCCGCCGACAUCUUCUCAGCGGCGAGAGUGAGAAGGCUAUCUGGGCCGCGGCUGAUCAGCGUCUGUGGGGUCACGCUCUUCUUCUUGCCAACGCCCUUGCUCCCAACCUGUAUAAGCAGGUUGCGCAUGAGUUUGUGAAGAAGGAGGUCAACUUCCCUGGCCAUAACAAUGAGUCGCUUGCCGCCUUGUAUGAAGUCCUCUCAGGAAACCACGAUGAGACUGUUGACGAGCUGGUGCCCGUUCAUGCUCGUGCUGGGCUUCAGCUCGUUGCCAAGGACCCAUCACUUGGGCCUUCCAAGGAUGCUAUGGAGGGUCUUGACAAGUGGCGCGAAACUCUCAGCCUCAUCCUGAGCAACAGGAGCGUUGGCGAUGCCAAGGCCAUUAACUCACUCGGCACCUUGCUUUCUGGAUAUGGAAGGGCUGAAGCCGCUCAUAUCUGCUUCAUGUUUGCACGCCACAACACCAUCUUUGGCGGAUUCGACGAUCCAAACUCUCACUUCGUGCUGGUUGGAUCCGACCACAAGAGGCAGGCUGAGCAGUUUGCCAAAGAGAUUGAGCCUCUCUUGUUGAGCGAAGUGUACGAGUAUGGCCAAAGCCUUGCCGGGAACUCGAACGUGGUUAUUUCGAAUCCUCACUUGGCCGCAUACAAGCUGCAGCAUGCAUAUGCCCUGGCGGAAUACGGGUUCAGAGAUAAAGCUUUGCAGUACUGCGAGGUCAUUGCUGCGUCGAUCACUGCACAGACCAAACGCUCGCCGUAUCAUCAUCACAUCCUGGAAAAUGCAGUCGAGGAUCUUAUGAAGAGGCUGAAGUCAGCCCCCAAGGAGGAGUCCAACUCCUGGAUCCCCAAGCCAAGCAUGAACAAGGUCUCGGACUCGAUGUGGAACCGCUUCAACAAGUUUGUUGCUGGUGACGACAAUGAUGAGUCUGGUCAGGGCGCUGCUGGUGAUGCAGCUGAAUCCGGGCCGUUUGGCCGAAUUGCUGGAGGUACCCCGUCUAUUAGCCGGCCUCCAUCUGCGAACAACCUGGAGACGUUUGGCGCUGCCAUUCCCAGCUACGGUAUGCCGGUCGCCUCUGUCUCCAACGGGCCUGUGAUGUCCUCGGCGCCGCCAACCAGAGCUGCCUCUCGCUAUGCGCCAGGAGGCCCGCCUCAGCCUGCGGCCGGUGCUGGCAAUCCGUACGCUCCACGCACUUCCAUGGAGCGCAGCUCGGGCGAGUAUAACCGGAGUUCCGUUGAGCUGCCCAGGAGGUCUCUGGACAUGCAGUCCGGAUACGGCCCGGUGAGGACCUCCUCCCCAGCUCAACAGUACACGCCAUAUGGCGGUGGAUACAACCCUGCUGGGGAGUCGCCGCGCAGUCCAUCGGUGCAGCAACAGCCUGCUCAGCUCGCUGCAGCCACACCAGGCUACCAACCAUAUGGAUAUCCUGGUGCGCCGAUCAAUGGUGGGAAUGCUGCCAGUGAUCUGCCCACUCCCACUUCUGAGAAGCAAGGCUUUGAAACCAAGACUGAGGCCGCUGGGACCUCUGGUUAUCAGGCCCCCUCGUACGGAUAUGAGCCGCCAUCGUUCACUGCUUACGAGGCACUAAAGGAGGAGGAGAAGCCUGCAUCGGAGGAGACUACUGGCGACGGCGGAUAUGAGCCUCCCUCGUAUCAACCAUACAGCUACGAACCCCCCUCAUACCAGCCUGACCCGCCCUCUAACGAGGACGAAAAGUCUGGUGAUGAGAAGCCCAAGCACAAGAAGAAGAGUUUCAUGGAUGAUGACGAUGAUGACUACCCUCCCAUGAAGCCAUCAUCAUCGACACCAGCGGAGAAGAGCAAGGAAGAGAAAGACAGGGAAAACGCAGAGAUGUUCCGCAAGGCAGCUGAAGAAGAUGCCAAAGCGCAAAAGAAAGGAUGGGGCUUCGGCUCCUGGUUCGGCGGCAGGAAAUCCGACGCCAUGCCCCAGCAGCAAGAAGCCGCCGGCACACCCAACAAGCCCAUCCGUGCCAAGCUUGGCGAGGCCAAUUCUUUCUAUUACGACCCUGAGCUCAAGCGGUGGGUGAAUAAGAACAGUUCUGGGGAGGACACAGCCAAGAAGGCGACGCCUCCUCCUCCAAAGGCGGGACCGCCGGGUGGUGGUGCUAGGUCUGCGACGGCUAGUCCGUCUUUUCCUCCUCCGGGGGCGGCUGAUCCGGGGAGGGCCAGUGCGCCUCCUCCGAGGGUUGCGUCUGUUGGGAACCUGACACCGCCGGGGUCGGGAUCUGAGAUUGGUUUGAGUGCGCCGCCUGCUGGGCCGGUGGGCAUGUUGAGGAGUGCGAGCAGUACUAGCACUGCUAGUGCGCCGCCUGGUGGUGGGGCGAGACCGCCUAUGGCGGGUGCGGGACCGGCGAAGAGCUUGAGCAAUAGCAGUAGUAUCGAUGAUUUGUUGGGUGCGGCGGGGCCGAGGAGGCCGGGGCAGGGAAAGAAGCCUAGGAAGAGCGCUAGGUAUGUGGAUGUUAUGACGAAGGAUUGA